Molecule: messenger RNA, 763 nt
Organism: Styela clava
Lineage: Eukaryota; Metazoa; Chordata; Ascidiacea; Stolidobranchia; Styelidae
Source: RefSeq, a predicted model, not a curated record
AUGAACUUAAACUGAUUUUAUUACUUUUUAGAGUUAUUACAUAAAAUAAAAAUUUACCGAUAUUGUAAAAAAGACGAAGAAAUACACUUUGAAUAUGAGUCAGGCGGGUGGAGCUUCAUUGAUAAACAUCAAUGUACAGGGUGGUAUUGCCACUGGGAGUUCAAAAAUUACAAAUCCUCGCCGUCGGUAUGGUUCUACAUCUGCAACCAAAACGAACCAAAAAAGGGCCACGACAAAUACAGCCAAAAAAAGAAAAGCGAAUCGAACGGCCUCUACUACAUCUGCUAAACAGAGCAAAGUAAAAACAGCCAAAUCUAGGCCAGCCAAGACCAAACAAAACAGUGCUAAAAUAGGACAGACUAGCACUUCCACUAAGGAGUCUGCCAAACGUAAGCCGGCAAAGGCUAAAAAAGAUCACGCAAAGAAGAAGGCAACGAAAGGCGGCCGCAAAAAGAGAAGCAAGAAACAGACAGUUCCAGAUGGCUGUUCAGUAGCUUAAGUGUCCCCUUUUUACAAAUUUCUGAGCUUGGGCUGAUUUGUGCAUUAUAAUGGUUCCUACCAUCUCUUUUUCCUUCCUGUUAACUUUGAUUUCAAUUAUUUACCCUAUUUUAGUUUUUACAGACCGAUUAUGCAAUUUGCUUUCCAUUAUUUUUUUUCAAUGUAUGCAAUCGAUGAAAAUAACUAUGCACUUUUAGCUCUAUUAUUAUAUUGUUGUAAUUUUUGUUUUUCAUUUAUAAGUUUAUUUCGACUUCAUAAUCAGCGU